AGGGCCUGAACUUUAAAAUGUAUGCAACAUGGUGUAGACUUGCAGCGCCUAUACGACUUCCAACGAUGCCCGUUACAGCAAAGCACUCACCACCCAAACAAACGUCCGGAAGUAAAGUACUUAAGUCAAGACAGUGCCCCUAAAUGUUAUUAUCGAUUAGCCUGCAAUAACCAAAGGUUUUGAGCUCAUCUAUUACCUGCCUAUCUUUUCCACAAUAUCCUUUUUGGCAUCAUUCGAUAUGGGGAAUCUAGCUAAGCCGGACUCUGUUGCACGAGUUACCAAUGCCAGGCAGAGGGGGCUUGAGAUCAAAAAACUGCAGGAAGAGGCUUUGGCCCAGCUUCCAUUGAACACUCUCUACAUUGUCCUUUACAUUCGGUCUGACCCUCCUCGAGCGAAUGAUUUCCACUGGGGUUAUUACUUUCACCAAACCACCAGUGGGGGAAGCAAAUACCACAUGAGAAACCUCGGUGGCGGAUGGAUACCUGACCAUGGCCCGACCAGCGGUGUCUUCAAGUCGAACUUUCUCUGCGUCCUCAUUCAGAUCGCAAACGUUCCCGAGCCAAAACACGCAAUCCUCGACCAAACCAUGAGGUCCCGCGACGAUGAUGUCAAUCAAAUCCCUGGAGUAACUUGCCGUAUAUGGCUGAUGACUAUUUUACAACGUCUUAUCGAAGAGGGUCUGGUUCGAUGCGACGAUCAUCAGAAGUUGCAAGAUGAGUGCAUGAUGUUCGGAAAUCAAUACAGUGCGACUGCUGCGUCUAAUAGCCAGCCGCGUCCUGUGGUCAGGUCAAAGCUGUGCAAGUAAGACUCCUUGCUCCUACAUUGGCUGGUGUUAGAAUGAUGUUGUGGCUUCUGGACUCUGCCACUGACUUUUCGCUCUGCGAUAUGUGUGCUG
Molecule: messenger RNA, 895 nt
Organism: Aspergillus pseudonomiae
Lineage: Eukaryota; Fungi; Ascomycota; Eurotiomycetes; Eurotiales; Aspergillaceae
Exons: 1
Coding region: 239-805 (188 amino acids)
Source: RefSeq, a predicted model, not a curated record